AUGAAGCUGCACGAAGCAAACGGAUUAUACUGUACCAGCUGUGUUCUUUCAGAUGUAGAAUCGACGAAACGUCGUGUGAGGACUACUUUUACUGAAGAACAGUGCACAACCCUUGAAAAAAAAUUUCAUGAAACUCAUUAUCCAGACCAGUCGUCUAAAAAGCGACUUGCCCUUUACUUGAAUAUUCCAGAAGAUCGAAUCAUGGUAUGGUUCCAGAAUCGUCGUGCCAAAUGGAGAAAACAAGCUCAAGAAAGGCAGAAGCGCUACUUAAACAAACAAAAUGAAAGGAUUGAAAAACACUCAAUAGUUUACGAGGAUACAAGAAAUGAGUAUGUGAUACAGGACGCAGUAAUGAGACAGGUCAGUAAUCGAUUUGGUUACAAUGAGUGCAUCGGACAGGAGCAGAAUCUUCCAGCAAAUUAUCCAACUCAAAGUGUUUUUACAUUAGCAAAUGCAUGGCGAGCAGGGAUCAACAAUAAAUUGCUUUUUAUUCACUAA
Molecule: messenger RNA, 498 nt
Organism: Loa loa (African eye worm)
Lineage: Eukaryota; Metazoa; Nematoda; Chromadorea; Rhabditida; Onchocercidae
Exons: 2
Coding region: 1-498 (165 amino acids)
Biological process (GO): regulation of transcription by RNA polymerase II
Molecular function (GO): RNA polymerase II transcription regulatory region sequence-specific DNA binding; DNA-binding transcription factor activity, RNA polymerase II-specific
Source: RefSeq, a predicted model, not a curated record